AUGGGCGAGUCCGCCGCCACUACUUUCGCCUCCGUCUUCGUGCUCGGCAUCGGCUUCAUGGCUGCGGGCUAUGCCUAUCACAAAUCUUACAAAUAUCUGCAGCUAAAGAAGAUAGAGAGGGCAUUCGAGCCAGGCGAUCCCGUGCUGGUUCUUGCAGCCAUGGGUAAAGAGGUUCCGGUGCCCCCGAACGCGGAGCACUGGAUCAUGCGACGGGAGCAAGCCAAGAUCGACCGAAUCAUCGACGGCACUAACAAGGGCCACUACUACCUCAUCAUGGGCGAGAAGGGCUGCGGCAAGAGCAGCAUGCUCUUGGAGGCCAUGCGGAAGGUGGACGGCGAGGGUUGCGCUAUGUUCGAAGCGCACGCAGACCUGGAGAUCUUCCGAAUUCGGCUGGGCAAAGCGCUCGAUUACGAGUUUCACGAGGAUUAUAUCGGCGGAUACUUCAGCGAGCGCGGUCCGAGAGAGUCCACCGCGCUGCUAGACAUCGAGAGGGCGAUGAACAAGCUAGAGAAGGUAGCGCUGGCGCAUAGGGCCAAGAAGAACAAGCCCUUGAUUCUCAUCAUCAACCAGACCCACCUGAUUCGGGACGACGAGGACGGAAAGGACUUGCUGGAGCUGCUCCAACAAAGAGCCGAGCAGUGGGCGGCUUCUAACCUCGUGACCAUGAUUUUCAACAGCGACGACUACUGGGUGUACGAGAGGCUGAAGCAGCUGGCCACCCGGAUGGAAGUCUUGCCAGUCAUGGACCUACCAAAGUCGCAGGCGAUUAGAGCGUUGCGCAAAUACCGCCAUCGAUACUUCGCCGAAGACGUAGAUAGCGCCAUCCUCGAAGAAGUGUACGACCGGGUUGGCGGCCGGCUCUCGUUCUUGAAUCGGGUAGCCAGGUCGCGGAACAUGCUCGCAACGUGUGAUCGAAUCAAGGAGAUCGAAAAGACCUGGUUCCUAAAUCAGUGCUGGAUUCUCGGAUCGGAAAUGGAUGACGACGUCAUGGACAGCCAGAAGAGAAGUGCAGCUGCGAUGGUCCUCGCCUUGGCUCUCGUCGAUAAGGAAGAAGAGAUGGAGCAGACCUACGACCCCCUGCAGGGACACAUACUCCCGUCGUUUCCCAUGCACAUAGCGCAAGAAAUCAUGACCCGGGCCGACUUCAUCCGCGAAUUCGAUCGGCUCAACCUGUUCACGAUUACGAGCACGGCUGAGGUCCGCGCGAGCUCGGUGCCGAUGCACCGCGCAUUCCAGGAGAUCUGCGCCGAGCCCAGAUUCCGGCAGUUCCUCCAGGAUACGCUGGAACGCAUUGCCGCCAUCGAGAGUCUCGGCCGCACGAGAGAGUUAGUGGCCAAGGACCUCGUGCUCGGCGGCAAAUACAAGAUCGUCCAGCGCAGCGGCUGGUCGGAUAAGGUCGAAGUAUCGCUUGAACAACCAAAAUAG
Durotheca rogersii is the source of this 1425-nucleotide messenger RNA. RefSeq lists its product as uncharacterized. The coding region runs from base 1 to 1425 and encodes 474 amino acids. The transcript has 2 exons. Lineage: Eukaryota; Fungi; Ascomycota; Sordariomycetes; Xylariales; Xylariaceae. The record is from RefSeq and is a predicted model, not a curated record.